This is a messenger RNA of Entelurus aequoreus (snake pipefish), 738 nucleotides long. RefSeq names its product gastrula zinc finger protein XlCGF49.1-like. The transcript has 3 exons. Gene Ontology annotation, biological process: regulation of transcription by RNA polymerase II. Gene Ontology annotation, molecular function: RNA polymerase II transcription regulatory region sequence-specific DNA binding; DNA-binding transcription factor activity, RNA polymerase II-specific. Gene Ontology annotation, cellular component: nucleus. Bases 1 to 738 code for a protein of 245 amino acids. The record is from RefSeq and is a predicted model, not a curated record. Lineage: Eukaryota; Metazoa; Chordata; Actinopteri; Syngnathiformes; Syngnathidae.
AUGGCCAAGACCAAAGACCUGUUGAAGGACACAAGGAACACAAUUGUAGACCUGCACAAGGCUGGAAAGAGUGAAUCUACAACAAGCAGCUUGGAUGAUGAAGACUCUAAAGCUGAUAAGACAUGUCACACUGACAACACACGAUUUAAAUGUUCUCUCUGUGACAAAACUUUUAAACGCCCUAGUUGUCUUAAAAGACACAUGAGAUUACACACCGGAGAAAAACCUUUUCCUUGCUCAAUUUGUAGUAAAAGAUUCUCUCGGAAGGAACAUUUGAAAAUACACAUGAGAAUACACACUGGAGAAAAACCUUUUACAUGUUCAAUCUGUGGGAAAGGGUUUGUACAAAAUGCUGAUUUGAAAGUACACAUGAGAAUACACACUGUAGACAAACCAUUCAUGUGUUCGGUUUGUAGUCAAAGAUUCUCUAAAAAGCAACAUUUGAAAGUGCACUCAAGAAUCCACACUGGAGAAAAACCUUUCAUAUGUUCAUUCUGCGGUAAGGGUUAUGUACAAAGUCAACAUUUGAAAGUACACAUGAGAACACACACAGGUGAAAAAACAUAUUCCUGUUCAAACUGCUUCAGAAGCUUUUGUGACCGAACAAAACUUGCAGUACACCUGAGAACACACACUUGUGAGAAAGUCUUGAGUUGCAGCGUGUGUGAUGAAAGAUUGUCUUACAAGUACCAGUGUAAGAAACACAAGUGUGCUCGUAAGAACAGCAGCAGCAAAUAA